UAAUAUGUUGGUCGCUAAUUCCUAUUUCUAUUGAUAUUUCAUGAUUCAAAGGAUGUAGAUUAAUUGACAUUCAUGUAGCAUAUAGCCAUGAAUUCUAUGUAUUUUUCAAGUAUCUGAGAAAUGCCUCAUCGUGUUACCGCGAGGGCAAAAUCAUUUUCUUCUCAACCAUCAAUUGCUCAAAAAUUAAAAGAUGAUCCUGUAGAUCCUAAAAAUGCUCAGGGUAGCGUUACAUGUGUUUACCAAUCUCAUAUCGGUGGAUAUUGGCGUAAUGUGACUGUUAUAUGGAGAAAAAAUAUGAUGAAUCAUUGCCUUACCAUAUCUGUUGAUAGCGUAGAAAAUGAAGAUCAUCAAACUUGCAAGAUUGAUCUAAAACCUUGGCAUUUUUGGGCUAAAAAAGGUUACAAGACAUUUGAGGUUGAUGGACAUCAAUUGGAGGCUUAUUGGGAUUUAAGAUCAGCAAAAUUUUCUGGUAGUCCUGAACCAUUUAAAGAUUUUUAUGUUGCGUUAAUUGCAGAGGAAGAAGUUGUUUUAUUAUUAGGUGAUUACAAGAAAAAAGCUUAUAAGAGAACAAAAUCAAGGCCAGCUCUUGUAGAUGCAUUGUUGUUUUACAAAAAAGAACAUGCUUUUGGUAAGAAAAGUUUCUCAACAAGGGCUAAAUUUGAAAACAAUAAAAAAGAAAGUGAUAUUGUUGUAGAAAGUUCAACUUCAGGGCCAAGAGAUCCUGAAAUGUGGAUAAGUAUAGAUGGGAUUGUUUUGAUUCACAUAAAGAAUUUGCAAUGGAAAUUCAGGGGAAAUCAAACGGUACUAGUUAACGAGCAGCACGUACAAGUGUUUUGGGAUGUGCAUUCUUGGUUGUUUUGUGAACCUGGUUCUACUCAUGGAUUGUUCAUUUUUAAGCCAGGGGUGUCUGAAUUGGAAAGUGACAGAGACGGAAGUAGCGUUGGAGGUGACAGUGAUUGUAGCGAUCAUACUAAGUAUUAUUCAACGUUGAGUCACUCCAGAGCCUCUCCUUUUUGCCUUUUCUUGUGCGCGUGGAAGAUUGAGUAACAAUGAAAGAGAGAAGGAGAACAUGUGUAGGUGGUAUGGAAGUCCUAAGGGGAGGUAUGAUGCGGAGACGGAUACAAAUUGUAAACUUGAUGAGUUCAACCUUUAAAGGUUCUCAGAAUUUAAAUUUGUUGUUGUUUAAGUGAAAUUUCACGUGUAUAUUUAUGUAUUGUAUCGAAAACAAUUAGUUUAAUUGAACUCGUCAAAUUCAAGGUCCGUUCGCUUUUGGAUCAGGAUGCUUGGCUAAAAUGGUACACCACAAAUUUUAGCCUGAGCUUUUUUGUUCCAAAGUGAUUGCCUCUG
Solanum stenotomum is the source of this 1347-nucleotide messenger RNA. RefSeq lists its product as uncharacterized. The transcript has a single exon. The record is from RefSeq and is a predicted model, not a curated record. The coding region runs from base 121 to 1047 and encodes 308 amino acids. NCBI's taxonomy places the organism in Eukaryota, Viridiplantae, Streptophyta, Magnoliopsida, Solanales, Solanaceae.